Messenger RNA from Wallemia ichthyophaga EXF-994, 1566 nucleotides. Its product is annotated as Calnexin-like protein. The record is from RefSeq and is a predicted model, not a curated record. Gene Ontology annotation, cellular component: endoplasmic reticulum membrane; endoplasmic reticulum. Gene Ontology annotation, molecular function: calcium ion binding. Lineage: Eukaryota; Fungi; Basidiomycota; Wallemiomycetes; Wallemiales; Wallemiaceae. Gene Ontology annotation, biological process: protein folding. Bases 1 to 1566 code for a protein of 521 amino acids. The transcript is spliced from 2 exons.
AUGAAAUCAUUUUUAAUUUUAAUAGCAGCAGCAACAGCAACACUAACAAAAGGUUUUAAAUUCACAGAAGAAUUCAAUUCGCUGGACAACUGGGUUCAGCCUCAGCAUUCCAAGUUCGUUGUAGACGUGGCUUCUGUUUAUCCUGGCAUCGACAAGGACACUGGGCUAGUUGCCGCAGACAAAGCUACUCACUAUUCCAUCCACUCCCCACUCAGCCCCGCCAUCCACCCAACCCACCAAAACACCCCCUUCCUCCUCCAAUACCAAGUCAAAUUGCAGGAUGGCCUUGAUUGCGGCGGUGCUUACAUUAAAUUGUUUAGUGAAAAUAUUCACUCCCAUAUCACCCCAGACACCCCCUAUUCCAUCAUGUUUGGUCCGGACAAGUGUGGUUUCACUAAUAAGGUUCAUUUUAUAUUCACCCACUUGAACCCAAUUACCGGCGAGUACACGCAACACCACCUCACCCAGCCACCCCCUAUCAAACAAAGCAAGACAUCCUCACUAUACACGCUCUCCAUCCACCCAGACAACUCGUUCCACAUCUUCAUCAACGGCGACAAGGCCAGGUCCGGCAGCCUCCUCACCGACUUUGAUCCCCCAGUCAACCCUCCCCAUCUCAUCCACGACCCACACGACUCAAAGCCUGGCAAUUGGGUUGAGCACGCUGUCAUCCCGGACCCAUCGGCCACAAAGCCAGACGACUGGGACGAAUCGCAGCCACCGUACAUCCCAGACCCACACUCCCCCAAGCCUGAAAAUUGGCGCCAAGACUUACCCACUUUCAUUCCUGACCCCGCCAUCACCCAGCCACAAGACUGGAAUGAGGAGGAAGAUGGUGAGUUUGUACCCCCGCUCAUCCCCAACCCGGAUUGUGAAAAUCUGUCUGGAUGCGGCACCUACACCCCCCCAAAUAUCCCCAACCCACUCUACAAAGGGCCUUGGACACCCCCCAGCAUCGUCAACCCCGACUACAAAGGUCCUUGGUCUCCACGCAAGAUCGAGAACCCAGACUACUUCCUCGACAAUCACCCACACGCUCUCCCUCCCGUCUACGCAGUUGGGUUUGAAAUUUGGUCCAUGUCCGCCGGAAUUCUCUUCGACAACAUUUUCAUAGGCGAUGACGAACGCGAGUUGGCGGAAUUCACGAAAGCUACCUACGCCAUCACGAAACCUAUCGAGGAGGCUAGAGAGAGGGAGGCGCUUGAAGCUACGAUCGAUGAUGAUGUCAAGGUGCGCAGAGGCCUCAUCUCCAUUGCUAGAAGUCACCUCGUCGAUUUUGUGGACAGAUUCAACACUCACCCACUCGACGCACUCAGGGAAAGAUGGGAUGUGGCUAGUGUGCUGGCUGCGUGUGUGGCUGUUGUCCUCACUCUUCUUACUGGUUUGCUCGGUGUGCUUGGUGGUGCCUCUAGCACUGCUCCCAAAGCUCCAGUAAAGCCAACGCAAGUGAAGAUGGCCAACAAACUGGACAAGAAGGCUGAAAAGGCUGACAAGGCUGACACUCCCACUACCACAAAAGCCACCGCGAACGACGCCCAUGACGCCAACCUCACAAAGAGAAGGUAA